Molecule: messenger RNA, 6529 nt
Organism: Leptopilina boulardi
Lineage: Eukaryota; Metazoa; Arthropoda; Insecta; Hymenoptera; Figitidae
Gene: shtd
Product: anaphase-promoting complex subunit 1
Exons: 20
Coding region: 171-6263 (2030 amino acids)
Biological process (GO): anaphase-promoting complex-dependent catabolic process; protein K11-linked ubiquitination; metaphase/anaphase transition of mitotic cell cycle
Cellular component (GO): anaphase-promoting complex
Molecular function (GO): molecular adaptor activity
Source: RefSeq, a predicted model, not a curated record
UUAAAAAUGGCGACGUCCAGGGGAAUUUGUUUUCGUUAUGGUUUUUGUUUUUAAAACAUCCCAAUAUUUAUUUUUAUUUAUUAAGAAAUUUUCUAAAAAACAAGAUUCAUUGAGUCUGUUUACAUCAAAAUACAAUUAAUUCAGCAAAUCUGGAUGAAUCCAGGGAGAAAAUGAUUGCCGCCUCUGAUCCACUGGAAUUUGCACCAGGUGGACGUCAGACGGUCCUCAGGCACCCUGGAUCUCUGAUUAGUCAACUUGUGGCGAAUAAUCAAGCGGCCCCCGGUGAUAGUGUUCUUUUACAAAAAUUUAGAGAAGUUAAUAUUUCUGAAAAACCUUCUAAAGAAUUUUGGAUAGUUCGUGAUGAUGGUACAAAUGGAGAAGAAGAACUUUAUUGUUCAGGAAAAGUGGCAAUUCACUCAAAAGGAAAUCAAUCAACAAGAGUGUUGCAAAAAUCUUAUACUUGUGAGCAUGACAUUAAACAUGCUCUAUGGUGUUCUUUUAGAACAUAUACAUUAGAACAAUUAUCAAAAAGUAAGGAUUUAAAUGAUGAUGAUAAUUCUGCAGGAAAAACAAUUGAUUGUAUUUGCCUUCUCGAUACCUACACACUUAAAGUUUUUACCGAGACUGGCGAAGAUUAUGUUUCGAGUUUACAAUUUCAGGUUUCUGCUGUAUGGCCAACAAAAUUCGGCUUACUACUUGAAAAAUCUGAAGUUUCAACUUCAUCAUCUUCUAGAUAUACCUCUUUAGAAAUAAGCAGAGCACUUUCAAAUUCUGACAGUCAUUUACCAGUUGCAUUUUCUCUUAUGCAUCCACUAGAUGAAAUAUGUCCUCUACUUAUAAAACACGGAAGUAUAUCAUACAUGUGUGAUUCAUCGCAAAAGAUUGUUUUUACUAGUUCCGAACCAUCUUUAGCUGUAAUUUAUGAUACAAAAACUGGAUUACAUUCUGUAUAUAAAAUACGAAAAGCCACACCAGAAGAAUGUCAAAUAAUUUGCGGAAGUAAUGACACAACACCUAGUUUAUUUAAUUAUUCCACGAGUUCUCCAAAAAAUAUUGGCAGUAAUGCUUCUUUGAAUAAAAGUGUCACCGGCAAAGCUCUAAGUCUUUUUGGAAUGCCAAAUCCACCUUUAUCUGCCUUCGGAAUGGGAAUAACGAAUAGCCCCUUCGGAUCGCGUACUACUUCAUAUACCACAACAUCAGGAAGUGGACAAUCACCAGCACAACAACAACAAAUGCAUUCACAUUCACGAUCACAAAGUCCAAUGGCAACAAUAUCACGAUGUCAAUCACCAACACAUUCGGGAUUUUCUCCAUUAUCGGGAGUCCCAUCUGGAACAACUAUUCAUCAUCAAACACGUCUUCAUCAAACAAUGUUUACAAAUAUUUUAGGACAUUCACAAAAUAGUCCUUGUGGAAGUUACAAUAGUAUGCAAUUUCAGGAUAUUGGAACAACUCCAAGUAAACCAGUUUAUCCAGAACUUUGUCUUGAUCACGUUUGGACUGAAAGCAUCACUGUUUCCAAAGAUGUGAUUGCUGAUAAAGGAUCAAAAGUUUUCUUAACUUCGGAUCUUGUUGGUCAAAGUUAUUUGGGUUACUUGGUUCCUAAUAGAUCUCAACUAUUUUUAGUCCGUCUUGAAAAAACAAAUAAACAACAGCAAAUUAUUUUUGGAAUGGUAACCAGUAUUAUUGCCAAAGAUGCAAUUAAUUUACCUAAACUUAACAUGGUGGCAAUAAUGGACAUGUCCAAUGGAAUUACUUUAUACUCAGGUGUGACAUGCGUUGGAAAAGUUCAUGUUCCAAGUAUUUUACCAUCGCUAACAGGUUUUAGUCAUUUUGUUAAUAAACCUUUACGUCGACAAGUUUCUCCUUUUCCCAGAAGAAGUUCUUUAUUAUCACCAAGUUGUGCCUCGUCUCACGAUAUAAAAUUUGAAGAAGGACUUCAUUUAUUGAGCCCCGUUGGAUUUUGUGGUAAGCCUUCAAAUCUAAUGGAAACAUCUUUAAUUGAUGAAAAUCUUGUUGCUUUAAAGGAUUCUCUCGGAAAUAAACUCACAUUGGAAUAUGGAAAUCAAACUUACUUUAGAAUUACUCUCCCCUUAUCGAGUACUUCUCCAUUAGUUACAAAAUGUCUACAAACAUUAAAAAGUGUUUUACAACGUGAUUUAGCAAUGCAAUUAUUAGUUAAAUGGUAUGGGGCUCGUAAUGCACCUGGUCCACAAAAUUUCUCACCAAAACAAGAAUGGCAUUUAUUUCUUGUAAUUUUAUUCACCCUUCUCGGCUAUGAAGUGGAUAAAUUGCCCUUAAUACAAACAACUGAGAUAAAUUAUUUAACAGAAUCAAAUAAUUCAGGUGUUUUAAGUAAAAAGCAAAAAACAAAUGACUGUGGCUCUUUGGAAGAUUGGGCUUACACGGCUGAUACAUCUGUUUAUGAGAGUACACAAACAUUUGUUUCAAAUAUUCUUGGUUUAACAAAAUUUACAAAAUCGAGUAAAGAGAAUUUUACCACGGAUACAAUGAACAAUAAUGGAAAAGUUAAUACUCAAGCUUCCUUAUUUCCUUAUCUACCGUUGGUACUUUUUUCUCUUCAUUUACUUUAUGAAGAACUUAAAUUAAAUUGUCUUAUGACAGAAAGUUUACCGCUAUUGGCACAACUUCUUUGUCAAAUAAGUAAAGAUUUGAAAUUCGAUCACUAUACUCAUCUCUAUUUUCUUGAUUUUCCAAAACAAUGUAAAGUAACUUCCAUUUCGCAAAUAACUGAUGUGGACUUGCAAAAAAUUACACCACCAAAUUAUAUGUCAACAAAACCGGCGAGUAUUUUUGAAACAUUGAAUAAUUUAAUGAAUUUUGAGGAUGUACCACCAUUUCCAUAUCUUAAACAUGUUAAUACAAAAACAAAAAAUAUUGUUCAAUUAUUUGCAUUAAUUGCAAAUGAAGGUAGAGUUAAUCAUUUAGAUAUGGAUCGUUAUAUCAGAAUUAUUGUACCCGCUGGUAGUCGUGUUGAUAUUCAGGAUAGUGAAUUUAUUGCAAGGGAUGUUCCUAAAAAAAUUGAACAACCCGUCGCUGAAAGAAUUCUUCUACUUUAUCACGAAUUAGGUAUGAGAAAAAAAGAUUUGGAAACUUUACCACCGGGUGUUGCUGUAAUAUUAAAAGAUGUAAUGCAUAGAUGUCGAGAAGAACCUCUUUCAAAUUGGCCAGCUGAUAUUUAUGAAUUAGUUGAUCGGCAAGAUUUAGCAGGCUUGGAAAAACAUUCAUUGCCCGAGAAACAAACUGAUCAUUUGGAAAAUGGAAAAAGCUAUGCAAUAAAAGAUGAUGAUCCUGAUCAGGACGAUGGAAUGGAUUUUGACGAUACUAUUCUUAAAUUAAGAUUCAAUAAAGAUCACAGAGUUGCUGAAUUAAGAAAAUUAUUGAAUUCUUCGAAACCUGUGAAAAUUUCUGUUGUUCAAAGACCUGUUGUCAGUGAUCAUGAUUUCAUUGAAGAGCAAGAGAGACAUUUACUUGUUCUCAGCACGAGAACAAUGGCAUUACCUGUUGCUAGAGGAAUGUUUACACUUAGAACUGCGACUCCUAUUAUCACUGAACAACUUCCAAUUCCGAGAUUAUGUUUAACUGGAAAAGCACCACCACGUGGAACGACAGUUGAAUUAAGUCACAUUGAAGUGCCACCAAAUAUGAAUCUUUGGCCACUUUUUCACAAUGGUGUAGCAGCGGGUCUUCGAAUUCAUCCCGAUGCAUCGAAUAUUGAUUCAACUUGGAUAGUUUACAAUAAACAGCAACAGGGUGAAUUUGGAGUUGAACAUUCUGGAUUUUUAAUGGCACUAGGUCUAAAUGGACAUUUAAAAAAUCUUGCACCAGUUAGUAUGUAUGAAUAUUUAGUCGAAUGCCAUGAAGCAACUAGCGUUGGUCUUCUUCUUGGACUUUCUGCCACUCAUCGAGGAACAAUGAAUGUUUCAAUGACAAAAUUAUUAUCGCUUCAUGUUGAAACUCUUUUGCCUCCAACAAGCAUUGAAUUGAGUGUACAACAAAAUGUUCAAGUUGCCGCUUUAAUGGGCGUUGGUCUUGUUUAUCAAGGAACAGCUCAUAGACACAUUGCUCAUGCUCUUUUGGCGGAAAUUGGAAGACCACCAGGACCGGAAAUGAAAAAUUGCGUCGAUCGGGAAUCUUAUUCUCUUGCUGCAGGUCUUGCUUUAGGACUAGUGGUUCUUGAAUGCGGUGGUGCAUGUGAUAUUGGAAAUAUUCCUGAUACUUUACAUUAUUAUAUGGUUGGAGGAAAUGUAAGGCCUUUUACGGGUGCUCAGAAGGAUAAAUAUAAAUCACCUAGUUAUCAAAUUCGUGAAGGUGAUUCCAUAAAUAUCGAUGUAACGAGUCCAGGUGCAACAAUUGCGCUAGGUCUUAUGUAUUUUAAUUCUGGUAAUCGAGCAGUCGCUGAAUGGAUGCGAGCUCCAGAUACGCAAUAUUUACUCGAUUUUGUAAGACCCGAUUUAUUAAUGCUUAGAAUUUUAUCGAGAGCACUUAUUCUUUGGAAUGAAAUUGAACCAACGAAGGCUUGGGUCUCUAGUCAUGUUCCAGAAAUUGUUCAAAAGUACAAAUUAAUAAAACCAUCGCCGGAAAUUACAGAGACAGUUGAUUUAGAAACAAUGAAUCAAGCGUAUUGUAAUAUUAUUGCUGGUGCUUGUAUGGCACUUGGAUUGAAAUAUGCAGGCACUGCAAAUGAAAAUGCAUUUAAAACACUACAAAGUUAUGCGGAUAUGUUUAUUUCACUUUCGCAGAAAUCAAUAGCUGAAUUGGCAGGUAAAUUUACAAUUGAAACGUGUUUAAAUGUUGUUAUAUUGGCGUCUUCAGUUGUAAUGGCCGGAACUGGAAAUUUAGAAAUUAUGAGAAUGUGUAGAUAUAUAAGAACUCGCGUUGGACCAACAAAUACUGUUGUCACUUAUGGUUCUCAUUUAUCAACGCACAUGGCUUUGGGUUUUUUAUUCCUUGGAGGAGGAAGAUAUACGCUUUCAAAUAGUCCAAGUGCUAUUGCAGCUUUAAUAAUAUCACUUUUUCCUAAAUUUCCUACUCACAGUAAUGACAAUAGGUAUCAUCUUCAAGCUUUGAGGCAUUUAUAUGUAUUAGCAGCUGAACCACGUUUACUUCUUCCACGAGACAUUGACAAUUCUCAAUAUUGUUAUGCGUCCGUUACAUUAACAUUCCAAACAGAUAAAAUGUCAGAGGGUCAGGAAAUUAUUAUGAAAGCUCCAUGUUUAUUGCCACAGAUGAAUAGUUUGAAAAAAGUGCAAUUAAAUGAUGAUCGCUAUUGGAAAAUAACAUUUGAAAGAAGUCAAAAUUGGACACAAUUGGAAGACAUGCUUUCCAGAUGUGAACCUUUAGAUGUUAAACAAAGAGCUGGAUGUUUAUCUUAUUUAGAAGAUCCACAUGGAUUUCGAAGUCUUAUGGCAAGGACUUUGACGACAGAUAAUGUAAUUGCCUGGGCAGCACAAUCGGAACAUAUAACAUCAUUUUCUAAUGAUAAAACAAUUUUAAAUAUUGUUAAAUAUUUUCUUGACGGUACUACGAGACAAAAAUUUCAAGAUGAAAUUCUUCAAGAUAUUUGUCCAUUUAAAAAUCAAAGUAAAACGCCAAAAAGAUUAAAUGACUCAAUGGAUAGAACAACUGAUUCAAUAAGAGAACAAUCAAGUUUUGUUAAUGAUAGAAUGGAAAUUGGUGAAUUGUCAUUUUCAGAGAAAAUUCAAGAAAGUUACGACGAUAUUGAAUUGAAACAAAUUCUAGAAGAAAUGUCCGAAUCAGAAAGGCAUUUUUUGCAAAUAUUUCCUAUUAUAACUUAUGAAUGUGUUAUCAAGGAUAAAGUGAGUUUUCUUCCACUUUGGGUUAAUUUAUAUAAGACAAUAGAGGAGAUAAAAAGAAGGCCAAGUUCUUAUUUAGUUUGGCAAAUUAAACUAGUCGCAUCAAGAAUUCUUUGUGAUAAUUAUUCAGAAAUUUCUAAUCGAUUAUUAACACUUGAAAGUAUUUUAGCGAUUAAGCAAAAAACAUCAAUGAUCAUGGACACGUGGGAAGAUGAAUUAGUACCAUUGAUUCGUCAAUAUUUAAUAAAUGGAAAUGUGCAAGCUGAACCAGAAAAGCUUGCCAAACUUACAACUUAUUUAGUAUUCUAUGAUAUUUUACAUCAAAUUGAUCUCAAAGCCAUUUCUGAUCCACUCGCAGCUAAUAAGUUUACAUCGAACACGUCUAUCAUUAGUCUCUUUAAAUUACAUCAACUUUUGCAAUUAUAGUAUUUAAUAUAAGUUAAUAAUUCAGUUUCUAUUUAACACUUUUUGAAAAAGAACGAAACUGUAUAGUGUACAAAAUUGUCUUAUCUUUCAUUUUAAGAUUUUUAUUUAGAUAAUAAGUUUUUGAAUCUUUGAAUUUGAUGUAUUAUAGACCACUUAAAAUAAAAAAAAUGGUUUAAAAUACAUCAAGAUUAUUAAUUGUUUAAUUAUGUGUAAAUUACUGUACAAUAUUUAACAGUUAAAUAAACUUUUUCAUGUUGUAUUUUAAA